Gongylonema pulchrum is the source of this 969-nucleotide messenger RNA. NCBI's taxonomy places the organism in Eukaryota, Metazoa, Nematoda, Chromadorea, Rhabditida, Gongylonematidae. The record is from the annotation of a GenBank genome assembly.
AUGGCGCUUGCAGCGGUUUGUUCGACGAGUGCAGCAGGGACAGCAGCAGAUGUGCAGCGGGGACGUGAGGUGCAGCGGGGACAUGAGGUGCCGCGGGAGUCGCGCGGGGAGUCGGCGGGAGAUGUGCUGGGCGACGACAUGCUGCUCGAGGAGCUCUCCAGGCGCUUCCAGGGGGUGCUGCCGAUUCAGCCGGGGCCCACGCUACUGGCCUCGGACCAGACGCCGUGCACGCUGAAGAGCACGCUGCUCGGCGGUCAUCUGAUCUACUGCUUCCCGGUGGGCGGCGAGUGCCGGCUAUGCUUCCCGCAGAUCAUCAGCGUGGUGCUCGGUGGCGUGGCCAGCGUGACCGACGUGAACAGUCUCUUCACGGAGCUCAACAUCCACAUAUCGGUGGCGAGCCGCCAGCAGCUGGACAUCCUGAAGAUGGCAGGCGUGAUGCCGUUGAGUGCGGAUAGCUGUGGUCUGGUGACCAAAAGUGACGCGGAACGGCUGGUGGCCAAGUUACUGCCGCAGACAAGCGGGCCAUUGCGCAACGGGAUGUCGCGGGAAGGUGCGGUAACGGUGUUUCACGAGUGUUUCGGCGGGUGCAGCGGGCUGUUGCUGCCGGCGCUGAGCCCGGGUGAGUGCAUCGAGUGCGAGCAGUGCAAGUGCGUGUUCAGUGGCGAGAAGUUCGUCUCGCACUCGCACUCCACGAACGAGGUGCGCGGGGUGUGCCACUGGGGCUUCGACUCAUCCAACUGGCGCUGCUACCUGCACUUGGACGAAGCGCACGAGCUGGACCCUGUCGCUUCGCGAGCUCUGGAACUACUCAAAUGCCCGGAGGUGCGUCUCGGGAAACGAUCAGCCGACUGUACUCUCGACAAGGUACGUAACAUGCAUUUGCUGCCUCGCCCACUUCCUGCGAUGCGACCCUGUCUCCAAGCCAGGAGACUGCGGAUGGCGGGCAGAGUGUCUUGGCCAACUGAGUGA